Molecule: messenger RNA, 862 nt
Organism: Temnothorax curvispinosus
Lineage: Eukaryota; Metazoa; Arthropoda; Insecta; Hymenoptera; Formicidae
Gene: awd
Product: nucleoside diphosphate kinase
Exons: 3
Coding region: 148-660 (170 amino acids)
Biological process (GO): GTP biosynthetic process; CTP biosynthetic process; UTP biosynthetic process
Molecular function (GO): nucleoside diphosphate kinase activity
Source: RefSeq, a predicted model, not a curated record
GUAUUGCGACGUCACGAGUCACGACACGCUUCCGCUCCCGGCGCUCCCUCACCUUCGUGAAGAGAUUGCCACGGCUCGCGUCUCGCGUCUUGCUCGCGUCUUUUCGUCCAUUCUCGUCCUCACUUUUUCGCGGCUCGUUGGCACCGCAUGGUCUUGUGUUCCGUCUCGACUCUACUACAGAUUAUCUGCAAAUUAAUUAUGGCGGAGAAUAAGGAGCGUACCUUUAUCAUGGUUAAGCCGGAUGGUGUGCAGCGCGGUUUGGUCGGCAAGAUUAUUCAACGGUUCGAAGAGAAGGGUUUCAAACUAGUGGCUAUGAAGAUGCUGUGGCCUAGUGAAGAGCUCUUGAAGAAGCACUACGCCGAUCUGGCAUCAAGACCCUUCUUCCCAGGUUUGGUCAAAUAUAUGAGCUCUGGAGCAGUUGUACCGAUGGUCUGGGAAGGCUUGAACGCCGUUAAGACCGGCCGCGUGAUGUUGGGCGAGACAAAUCCUAAGGAUUCUGCACCAGGCACAAUUCGUGGUGAUUUUUGCAUACAAGUCGGACGCAAUAUUAUCCACGGCUCCGAUUCUGUUGAGUCAGCUAAAAAGGAGAUUAGCCUGUGGUUUGGCGAGAAGGAAGUGAUCGACUGGACGCACGCAUCUGAAAAAUGGAUCUACGAAUAAGAAUCUGUGACGGAGGCUAGGUUUCUCAGAGGAUACCAUUUCUCUAUAAGCAUUUCCUUGGAGAGUCUUCCCAAACCUACUGCCAGCACGCAAGCGGACCGAAUUGUUUGAGCAAGGCUAAUGGUGCGUCUCCACCUGCCAGUAAGAACUCUCGAGAGCAAAAAGAAAGAGAGAGAGAGAGAGAGAGAGAGAUACUCUCGAG